Emericellopsis cladophorae is the source of this 1065-nucleotide messenger RNA. RefSeq lists its product as uncharacterized. NCBI's taxonomy places the organism in Eukaryota, Fungi, Ascomycota, Sordariomycetes, Hypocreales, Bionectriaceae. The record is from RefSeq and is a predicted model, not a curated record. Gene Ontology annotation, molecular function: nucleotide binding. The coding region runs from base 1 to 1065 and encodes 354 amino acids. The transcript has a single exon.
AUGCCCGAACUUCCCAACAUACGCUGGGGCAUUAUCGCUACGGGCCUCAUCUCCUCCUGGUUCGUUGAGGACAUUGUUCGGACCGAUCGCCCGCCCCCCCAGGCGACGCAUACCAUCCGAGCCAUUGGCUCCUCCUCGCUCCAGAAGGGCAAAGACUUUGUCGCCAAGCACAUUCCUCAGACGUCCCCCACCAUCUACGGCUCUUAUGAGGAAGUGUACAAUGACCCCAACGUCGAUGUGAUCUACAUUGGCACGCCACACGCCUUCCACAAGAAGAACUGCCUCGAUGCCAUCUCCGCGGGGAAACAUGUCCUCUGCGAAAAGGCCUUCACGCUGACUGCUAAGGAGGCCAGGGAGGUCUUUGAGGCUGCCCGGGCCAAGGGCGUCUACGUGAUGGAGGCCAUGUGGACAAGGCACUUUCCCCUCAUCAAGGCCAUGCAGAAAGUCUUGCACGAGGAAAAGGCCAUUGGCAAGGUGCAGCGGGCAUUCUGCGACUUUGCCAUCUUCCAAGACAUUGCCUCCAAAGGACCCGAAUCACGGUUGAAGAAUCCAGCCCUGGGAGCUGGCAGUCUGCUGGAUAUCGGUAUCUACAGCUUGACCCUGACCAUUCUAGGUCUGGAGCCGGCGUUGGGAAAGAAAGGGGCAGCAGAGACGCCGGCUGUGAGGGCCAUCCAGUCGCUCUCCGAUGGCGUGGACGUGAGCACCGCAGUGCUGUUACUCUACAAGGACGGGAGACAAGGCAUUGCCACCUCGCACAGCGACCUCAAGUCAGGCGACGAUUUUUGCCGCGUCGAGGGCAGUGAGGGCACGUUGAUUGUCCAUGGCCCGGCGGCGUCGGUGCCCAGCUCGUUCACCGUCGUGAAGAGGGGCGGCGGGGAGAAGAAGUACGAGUUUGAGAGGCCAGGAAGGGGCUUCUACUGGGAGGCUGAUGCGGUGGCGGUGGAUGUCCAGCAGGGGAGGACGGAGAGUCUUGUGAUGCCGUGGAGUGAGACCAUUCGGUUCAUGGAGAUUAUGGAUGAGGUGAGGAGGCAGGGUGGUGCCAGGUUUCCCCAAGACGAGCGGUAG